UAAAUCACUAUUUCCGUGGGUGGAGUAAAACCUCUCGCUUUGCUUCUUCCUCGCUGAUCGGACACCCAGCGACAAUUCAAAGUUUAAUAGCAAUUCGGACUUGUUUUUACUAUCAAGGGGGUUGUUUUAUCGAAAACAUUUUAAUUAAUUAGGGAAAAGAGAGCAGCGUUGUCAUGGCGAAGAGGAUUGCUGAUAAAGAACUGACUGACCGGAACUGGGACCAGGAGGAUGAUGGAGAGGAGGCAGGGAUGUUUUCCAUCGCUAGUGACGAUGUGAUGAAGAGCAGGCCCAUCAAGAAGGCCAAGCGUCGUGCUGCUGGUUCAGAGGGGCAGAGUGGAGGAGCGUUCAAAGUGUUUAAAGGUUUCUCCCUGGCCCCUACGUCUGGACCCGGGCCAGCUGCUGGGGGGGUCGCGACCUUCUCCGGGUUCGGUAACGGGGUAGGGUUCAAACCCCUGUCUGGACUGUCCAAUGGGAACAGCGUCAAACCCGUCACUCCAGCCUUCACGGGGUUCACCUCGCCUACUGCCACCAAGACCACCGCCACACCAGGUUCAUUAACAUUCAGCGGUCCCUCCUCCAGUGCUGUCAUCGCGGGGCAGCGGUCUAAUGGUUCGUCCCCCGUGGUUUCCAGUCAGUCUCUCAUCUCCAGCUCCCCUCUCUCCUCUAACAGCGGUAACACCCGGGAAUACAGCAGGCAGCUCACAGCUCUCAACUGCUCCGUCAGGGACUGGAUCACCAAGCACGUCAACGGAAACCCUCUCUGUGACCUGAACCCCAUCUUCAGAGACUAUGAAAAGCACCUGGCCAGCAUCGAUAAGAAAUACGGAGGGAGUGGAGGGAGUGGAGCUGUGACGGGAGCUGCUGUGGCGGUGGCGGACGGGAGCUCAGAGAGCCGUAGCGAUGCGGGGGGAUCAGAGGAGAAGCGGGCAGCACCACCACCGCCGCCACCCUCCUCCUCUGGUACCGCUGGCUCGACAGCCACGGCGCCGCUGUUCUCCUUCAGUAAGGACAAGGACCCGGUGGAAAGCUCAGCCGUCGCUCCCUCUCCGAUCCCCGCUGGCAUCAGCUUUAACUUGGACCAGAAGCGGAGCAGCUCAGCGUUGGGGUCUCUGAGCUCCGGAGGAGCUCCCAGUGUCUUCUCCACCUCUCUGUUCGGAGGUGCUGCACCUCCUGCCUUCUCCUUCAGUGGGGCCAAAGCUGAGGCUGCCCCCACCCAGACAACAGAUGAAAACGGGGAGGAAUCGGACGAACCGCCCAAAGUGGAAGUCCAGGAGAUCAAGGAGACUGACGCCUUUUACUCCAAGAAGUGUAAACUCUUCUAUAAGAAGGAGACGGAGUUCAAGGAGAAAGGAGUCGGAACGCUGCAUCUGAAAACGACGUCGGACGGAAAGACACAGCUGUUAGUCCGCGCCGAUACCAACCUGGGUAACAUCCUGUUGAACAUCAUGGUCCAGCCUUCCAUACCCUGUUCCAGAAUGGGGAAGAACAACGUGAUGGUGAUUUGUGUUCCUAACCCUGUGGUGGACCACAACAACCCUACCAACCCUGUCGCCAUGCUCAUCAGGGUCAAAACAGCAGAGGAUGCUGACGAACUGCACAACAUACUGGAGGAGAAGAAAGCUUAGAUAACUAACCCCUGGUCCCUGGAGGGCGAUACAGGCUGACCCCAGUCCAGCCUUCUGCCUAUCAACUAACCCCUGGUCCCUGGAGGGCGAUACAGGCUGACCC
This is a messenger RNA of Salmo salar (Atlantic salmon), 1728 nucleotides long. NCBI's taxonomy places the organism in Eukaryota, Metazoa, Chordata, Actinopteri, Salmoniformes, Salmonidae. The record is from RefSeq and is a predicted model, not a curated record.